Messenger RNA from Penicillium arizonense, 702 nucleotides. RefSeq names its product SDR family NAD(P)-dependent oxidoreductase. The transcript has a single exon. Gene Ontology annotation, molecular function: oxidoreductase activity. Lineage: Eukaryota; Fungi; Ascomycota; Eurotiomycetes; Eurotiales; Aspergillaceae. The record is from RefSeq and is a predicted model, not a curated record. The annotation marks the transcript as partial.
AUGGCCUCAACAUUCAAAUCCCUCCAAGAUCGAGUCGCAAUCGUCACCGGUGGAUCCCGCGGCAUCGGAGCGGGAAUCGCCAUUGAGCUGGGCAAGCGCGGGGCGAACGUGCUCAUCACAUACAACCAAGCCAGUACACAAGCGACAGCGGUAAUCAGCCAGCUACGGACACUGGGUGUCAGUGCAGAAGGCGUGCAAGCAAGUGGCAGCGACCGUGGCUCCCCACAACGGAUCGUCGCCAAAGCCGUUGAAACCUGGGGCCACAUCGACAUCAUCAUCAACAACGCUGGCACUGGCGACGACGCUCUACUAAGUGACCUAACACACGAGUUAUGGGACAAGGUUCUGGACUGCAAUCUUCGGUUCCCGACGUUUCUACUCAAGGAAGCUAUGGCGCAUUUCGGGACCGCGCCUCGCAUCGUCAACGUCUCCAGCGUGAUCGCACGCAUGGGAGGCUCGUAUAGCACGGCUUAUUGUGCGACGAAGGCGGCGCUGGAGGGGGUUACGAAGGUAUGGGCACAGGAGCUGGGACAGAAGUAUGGGGCUACGGUUAACUGUGUUAAUCCUGGGCCCGUCAAGACGGAUAUGUGGUUGAAGGACACUGAGCAGGCCGUGCUUGAUGAGUGGGAUACGAAAAUGAACGAGAUUCCUGCUGGGGCGAGGAUCGCCGAGGUGGAUGACAUUGCGCAAAUUGUUGCUUUC